Oryza sativa Japonica Group (Japanese rice) is the source of this 3886-nucleotide messenger RNA. NCBI's taxonomy places the organism in Eukaryota, Viridiplantae, Streptophyta, Magnoliopsida, Poales, Poaceae. The record is from RefSeq and is a predicted model, not a curated record.
CCCGACCCGAACAAGGGAAGAAGAGAAGAGGAGAGUAGUGGCAAACUAGGCUAGUACUCCUGCUGCUCGCCUUGUUGUUUGCGUUAUUGUUUGUUUGCGUGCGGCGGCAAGGCAACGCGAAAAAAGAUUUGUUUUUUUCUAUUAAUAUUAUUUUGGAGGGCCAGGGGCGGUUCUCGUCUCUUGUUUGCUUGCAGUGCGGGGGAAGAAGGAGAUGAAGCCCCUGGCCAGGGUUCCCCGCCUCUCUCUCUCUUCUCCAACUAGUUAAGCUAAGCUAAUGUCCAUUUCCAUCUCCAUGUCCUUGCUUCUUUUCUUUGGAAUCGCUGCCUUACGCUCACCGAGAAGCAACUUGCAUUUUCAGCAAGCAACCAUUUCUUUCAUAUAAGCAAACCCCAAUCCAAUCCAAUCCCAACCCCAACCACCUCUGCUCUGCUUCCUUUCCCUCCCUGUUACUACUGCAUUUUGCCAUUAAUCUUCUCUCUCCCUUUCCACCUCCUGCAACCUCUUCAUUUCUUUGCUGCUGCUGCUUCAGGAAGUUGAUGAAAGGGGCCAAAAGUUUGAGAGAUUGAGGCGGUGAAGAAACCACAAAAACAGGAAUCCCAAAGUGACCCAAGGCAGGAAAAAAAAAAGGGCUCUUCCAUUGCACCUAUGGUGAUAGCUUCUGGAGCCAUUGACAGGAGGCACCUGUCGCCAUUCACCCCAACUUCAGACGACUCCUCAUCUUCAUUCUUCUCUCAGGACCUUGUCCCUACAGAGAGGCAAGUUGGAUUUUGGAAUUCAGAGUCAAUGGUGGAUCACAAAGGGAGCAAGUCAGUUUUUGCUUCUCCACUUGAAAAGAUCCAACCCAAUGGAGCAAAUCAUGCAGGAGAUCCGGAAACUCCAGGAGGUCAAGCCUUCAAGGGCCUGGACAUCCUUAGCCUCAGCAAUUUGAUGCGGCAAGAAAAUGCUUCAGGUUCACCGUCACUUUCUUGGGGUGAGAUCCUCACAAACCCCAUAUCGAGGCUUGGCUUGUCUACAAGAGAAACAGCUUUUGUUGAACCAACUACUGCUGAUCAACAUGUGCCUGGUUAUGGGAAGGGACUUUCAUCCAGCUCCCUCUCUGAAGUAUUCAGUGGCAAAUCGAGAGAAAUAGUAAGUGGUGUUCUUUGUCAAUCUACUGGGACACAUACCUCCAUCUACGACAGUGAUGAACCUCUAGAGUCCAUGGAAGCGAUAGAAGCUCAAACUAUUGGAGAUCUCCUUCCUGAUGAUGAUGAUGAUUUAAUAUCAGGUAUUGCCGAUGGAUUUGAAUUUACUGGCAUGUCGACCAACCAGGAUGAUGCCGAUGAAGAUAUAUUCUGCACUGGAGGAGGAAUGGAACUUGAAAACAAUGAUUCCGUAAAAGGUGACAAAGUUCAGGAUGGAUCCUUCAAGAGCCAAAUUUCUUCAGGACACUCCAUCAAUAAACAACCUUCCCGAACUCUUGUAGUCAGAAAUAUUACUGCUAACAUCGAGGAUUCUGAUCUGACGGUUCUGUUUCAGCAAUACGGGGACAUUCGCAUGCUCUAUACCUCCUUCAAGCACCAUGGGUUUGUAACUGUUUCUUAUUAUGACAUAAGAGCAGCCCAAAAUGCAAUGAGAGCGCUGCAUAGCAAGCCUCUGGGGCUGAUGAAACUUGAUGUGCAAUUUUCUUUUCCUAAGGAAAAUGUUCCAGGCAAGGAUAUUGAUAAGGGAAUGUUGGUGGUAUCUAACAUUGAUUCUUCCAUCUCCAAUGAUGAUCUUCUCCAAAUGCUCAGUGUUUAUGGUGAUGUAAAGGAGAUUUCCAGCUCUCCUAUAAGCUGCACCAAGAAGUUUGUAGAGUUCUAUGAUGUUAGAGCAGCAGAAGAAGCACUACAUGACCUUAAUAAGGGUGGAAUUUCAGGCCCAAAGUUCAAGGUUGAACUUAGCCAACAUGGAGAGGCAGGAUCUUGCUUGAGGCAGCAACAUUCUAGAGAAUGGAAGCAAGACAGUUUGCCUCACCAACCUAAAAACUCUUCACCUGGGACCAUUGGAAAGUUGGGCACCAAAUGUCAGGACAACAGCACUGUUCAUAAUUUAUUUUCUCCAGUUAACCAACAAUUGGAGAGCCCAACCCAGUGCAUCUCUACGACUGGUCCUCAAAUUUUAUCUUCACCUAUCAGAAUUAAAUCUACACUUCAGCACAAUAAUCAAGCCUCUGUUGGCGAUCUUAGUGGACCUCUUGGUCAAGGAAACUUUGGACGUGGAAUACAAACCCUCCACCCACGCUCAUUGCCAGAGCAUCACAACCGCAUUUGUAAUAACUCUAAGUCCAUGACAGUAAGUGGUAGGAAUGCUAGCUCUAGACAAGACGGAGUGGAUCACAAUAUCCAAAAAGUGGGCCCUGCUGGUUUUUGCGGUCAUUCUUUUGAUCAAAAUAAUGAAGCAUUUGGCUUUACUGAAAUUGGAAGUUGCCCCCUUCAUGGAUAUCACUACACCUGGAACCACACAAAUGUUUUUCCACAAAGUCCCUCAGCUCCAAUACUGUGGUCGAACUUGCAGCACCCAAUGCACGUGCAUAGUUAUCCUGGUGUGCCGCCUCACAUGCUGAACACAGGUUCUUAUCCCAUGGACCAGCAUCACUUGGGUUCAGCUCCUGACAAUGGAGGCAGUUUUGGAAAUGUGCACUCUUUUCAUCCAGGAUCUCUCGGAAGCAUAGGUUUGCAUGGUAGCCCUCAGUUAUAUCCAUCAGAAUUAUCUGCCUUUGCAUCCAGCAGAGGAAAUUUUAGGGAGGCCUUGUUCUCCCCAGUUGGCGGUGGAUUUCAAUCCCUUCAGCAAAUGUGCAAUGCAAUCAAUGGUCGGAAUCCUAUGAUCCAUGUUUCCACUUCAUACGAUGCUACUAAUGAUCGGAUGAGGAGUCGCAGACAUGAUGGAAAUCCUGCACAGUCUGAAAACAAACGGCAAUUUGAGCUUGACAUUGAUCGCAUAGCAAAGGGUGAAGAUUCACGCACCACCCUGAUGAUCAAGAACAUACCAAACAAGUACAACUGUAAGCUGCUUUUGGCUGUCAUUGAUGAGAACCACCGUGGAACCUACGAUUUCAUCUAUCUCCCAAUUGAUUUUAAGAACAAAUGUAAUGUGGGGUAUGCUUUUAUCAAUAUGACUGAUCCGCAGCACAUAAUCCCAUUCUAUAAGACAUUUAAUGGCAAGAAAUGGGAGAAAUUCAAUAGUGAAAAGGUGGCGUCGCUCGCAUACGCCCGGAUUCAAGGAAGGAGUGCUUUGAUUGCUCAUUUUCAGAAUUCUAGCCUGAUGAAUGAAGACAAAUGGUGUCGACCUAUGCUUUUCCACAAAGAUGGUCCAAAUGCAGGAGAUCAGGAGCCUUUUCCUGUGGGGAACAAUGUCCGGUCUAGGGCUGGGAGAAAUAGGUCGCUCAUCAGCUUGGACACUAAAGAUGCAAGUCCAUCAAGCUCCCCAGACCAAGAAAGCAAUUCUGUCGGCACCGCGAACUCAACUUGCCGUACGACCUUGGAGCAAACCUAAUCACUAACUGGAGGGCACAAGAAGCUGUAAUGAUAAACUAGGGAAUUCCCAGUUUUGCUAAGUAUUUAUUUGACUAUCAGGGAGCCAAAGUUUGUGACCUGUGAGUGUAAUGAUGAAUGAAAGGCUCUGCCAGGCAAGGCAUCACCUCCACUAAAAUUAUGAGAGGGAUCAUCAGUUUUGCCCUGUGUAUGGAUGGAGCUGUGAACUGGUUGGUAUUGUAACGGUACUACUACUUCAGUAGAGCAACAAGUGUGUGCGUGUGAAUGUGAUUGACUCUCUGAGAGAUGAGAACUGGAAGCUGUACAGUUGAUGAGUUGAGUAGUCGAGUCUUUGGUUGAGAUUGACCACCGAAAGUACAUUCAUUCUCUUCUCA